Messenger RNA from Helianthus annuus (common sunflower), 537 nucleotides. RefSeq names its product probable FBD-associated F-box protein At5g38565. The record is from RefSeq and is a predicted model, not a curated record. NCBI's taxonomy places the organism in Eukaryota, Viridiplantae, Streptophyta, Magnoliopsida, Asterales, Asteraceae. Bases 1 to 537 code for a protein of 178 amino acids. The transcript is spliced from 4 exons.
AUGGAAGAUUUGUCGUCUUUGGUUGGGGCAUCUAUUGCAUGUUAUAAAGGAAUGGUUAGUGAUAUGUGGUUUGAGCUUCUAAACGAAAUCAGAGGAGUUCAAAAUCUUUCAAUUCAAGAUGUCCAAUUCACUUCAGUUCUUCCAAUCUUUCCAAAUAUGAAGCAUUUGGAGUUGAAGGGUUUUUUGCAAUAUGGACUAAUCCCUCAAUAUCUUAAAAGUUGUCCCGAGUUAAAAAGUUUGUGUAUUGAUGAGGUAGUUGGGCGGUUUUUCAAGAAGCCUAAACAAUCUAGUUGGAUUGAACCGAAGUUGGUCCCCGCUUGCAUGCUAGCAAACCUUACAACCAUCAAGUGUUCGGUUUCGCGAGGGUGGAAAUGUGAUAUAAAGUUUCUGGAAUACGUGUUGGGGAAUGCAGAGGUUUUGAAGACGGUAACAAUCACCGGAGAAAACUUAUGCUUAGAAGAAGAAAAACGAUUGUGUGCAAAGUUGCUUGAACUUCCAAGGGUUUCUAGGCAUUCACUCAAACGAUCAAAAGACUGA